AUGGCAGCUCCAAGAAAGAAGACCCAAAGAAAGAAGAAGGACCCAAAUGCUCCAAAGAGAGCAUUGAGUGCCUACAUGUUCUUCGCUAACGAGAACAGAGACAUUGUUCGUGCAGAGAACCCAGGUAUCACAUUUGGUCAAGUGGGUAGAAUUCUUGGUGAGAAGUGGAAGGCUCUGUCUGAGGACGAGAAGGCUCCAUACGAGGCUAAGGCUGAAGCUGACAAGAAGAGAUACGAAUCUGAAAAGGAGUUGUACAUUGCCACCAAGGCUCAAUCCGAGUAA
This is a messenger RNA of Kluyveromyces marxianus DMKU3-1042, 282 nucleotides long. RefSeq names its product high-mobility group nucleosome-binding protein (gene NHP6B). The transcript has a single exon. Bases 1 to 282 code for a protein of 93 amino acids. The record is from RefSeq and is a predicted model, not a curated record. NCBI's taxonomy places the organism in Eukaryota, Fungi, Ascomycota, Saccharomycetes, Saccharomycetales, Saccharomycetaceae.